Messenger RNA from Priceomyces carsonii, 1221 nucleotides. RefSeq lists its product as uncharacterized. Lineage: Eukaryota; Fungi; Ascomycota; Pichiomycetes; Serinales; Debaryomycetaceae. The coding region runs from base 1 to 1221 and encodes 406 amino acids. The transcript has a single exon. The record is from RefSeq and is a predicted model, not a curated record.
AUGAGUUAUAAUGAACUUAUUGAUCAAUUGAUAGACAUAAGCUGGGAUAGAGUGACCAAAAAUGCAGAAUCGAAAAACUUUAUCUAUUUUAGUCAAAUCAUUCAACUCAUAAAUCAAAUGGAAAAUUUAUUAGAAUGCGAUUCUUUGUUUACAGAUGAACAGAUCCAGUUACUAAAUCUGAUUAUAGACGAGAAGCCUCUUUUAAAGCUAUUUAAGGUUGAUUUGGCGAGUUUCAUUAUGAAAUUAGUGCAGUAUCCCAACUUAGAAACUUUUCUUCGUGAGAGAACGAAUUUGAGCGGUAGUGAUUUAAGACGAAAACUUGAACUUUCAUAUAGAAGACCAUUGUCCCCAUUCAAGCAAAGAGAUUGGGCGCCAGAGAAAUCGAAAUUCACCACAUCUUCGAUUUAUGCCCCUUCAAUACGACCUGCUAGCAGCAGGUCACUUCUUUCGCCUCCGCUAUCACCGCCUAUAUAUAAUAAGUUUGGGUCUUCUGGAUUAAGUGAUAGACAAAAAGAGGAGAGGGAUAUUGAAGUAGCAGCGCUAUCGAAGGAAAGCAUACAUCUAUCAUCUAAAAAUCGGGCUCAAAGCAAAAGAAUUCAAGAUUUGGAAAAAGAGACAGAGGCAUUGAAUGCAUACAUAAACUCACUCGAAAAACAGUUGUCUUCUUCAAAACCUUCUGCCAAGUUUGAGAUCAAGGAUCUACUCGGGACCAUUGCUCACAAAGAUCGUACUAUCAAUAAUCUUCAGGAACGAUGUCAAAAGUUGGAAGAGGAAGUUAAGGAAAUAGACGGCAAUGACUCUGGAAAUAAAGCUUUCGUGCAGAACCUAGCUUUUGCAUUAGAAAGUCAGGAUAAACUAAUUAAGGAGCUCAAAUUGAGAUUGAGUUUGGAUACGCCGGUUGAAAAAAGGAAAAUAAAGACCUUGCUUCAAAAUUUACCUUUCAUAAAACAGUAUUAUUACUUUUUCAAAUACAGACAUGAACAAAAUCAUUUGGGAUUGAUCGUCAUCAAUAUCAUUACCUUGUUAUUUACCACAAUCAUAUUGCUAAAUUUAAUCAAAACUACAUUCUACUUCAUAUUUUGGGUAUUCAAUAAUCGUCUUGCUACAGACUACAUAUUCGAGGAUGAUCUGAACUCAUGGAUCACGACUGAAUCCACUUUCGUUUGGUGGAAAGAGAUAGAAUGGUUAGAGUAUAUAAUAUAUCGCUUAAGCGAUUACUAA